Molecule: messenger RNA, 4050 nt
Organism: Mercenaria mercenaria
Lineage: Eukaryota; Metazoa; Mollusca; Bivalvia; Venerida; Veneridae
Product: centrosomal protein of 57 kDa-like
Exons: 9
Coding region: 285-1880 (531 amino acids)
Cellular component (GO): centrosome
Molecular function (GO): identical protein binding; gamma-tubulin binding; microtubule binding
Source: RefSeq, a predicted model, not a curated record
AUCUUUUUAUUACAUUGUGCAACUCAAAUUAAUUACAUCUCCGGGAAUAAAUACCUUUUUUUCCAAGGGAUAUAAAUUAAACUGUUGAUAAAAAGCACUUGAGAUAUAAAAUUUCAUAUGGAUAAUGUUUAUGUUUUUAAUGAUUUAUGAUAUGACAGACGCAAAACUUUCCAAGGGGUAUGCACUGAAAUUAAAAUUAGUUUGGCAAUAUAUUUUAUCUAUUGUUUUGUAAAAACAAAUACAAAUGAAUUGUGCCUUGAAGUGAAAAGACAAAGUACCAAAGUAUGACGUCCUUCAUGGAGAGGAGUGUAAGAUUUAAUGAGAGAGCUUCUCAUGCUAAAAGAGGAAUAUUGAAGAAUUAUUCUUCAUUACUGAUGAGAAAAUCGCCAACAAACACCAGAUCAUAUCGUAACCACACAGACGAAGAAGAUUCCACCAUGUAUUUAGACUACCCGCCCACAAAACCUUUCAUCAAUGAUGAUUACGAAAGACCGCCAUAUAAACCAGUCAGUUCAUAUCCAGAGGGAAAUAGAAAAGCUGUGAUAAGUGCUCUAAGAAACCUGCAGGGAAAGAUACAUCAGCUUGAGGUGGAGCGAACUGCGGCCGAAGACAACCUGAAAUCCUUGGCCUCGGAAACAAAUAAAUACAAAGAUAUUCUAGAGAGGGACAGUGAACAACGAAAACCUGCUCAAACUACAGUCUCGAAACAUAAUCAAGAAUUAGAAUCACAGUUGUCGGCGGCGGAGACCAGAUGUAAUUUGCUUGAGAAACAGCUUGAAUAUAUGAAAAACAUGGUUGUCUCAAAUUCUGAGAGAGACCGAAUAGAGGCCUUUAAGAAGUCUGCAGAACUGGAGGAAAUUUCGGAACCUCCGGUAGAACAUUCUUCCGGCUUUCAAAACAACCUCAGGAAAAUAGCUGAUCUCGAAAGAGAGCACAUAAAACUCACAGCUAACCAAUCGCUCGCUGAGAGUAAAAUACGUGAGUUAGAAGAGAAACUCGGCGAAGAAAGACACCAUCGUAAACUGAUUGUAGAAAAGGCAGCAGAGAUUGAGUCAGUCCAGAAAGCAAACAGGAUCCUGCGGGAGGCUGAUGAGGUAGUAGAAUGUAAAAGUCAACAGAAAAGCAAGCGUCCAGUGAAGAAGAAGAAGAAAGUAGUGAGCAAGAGAACUGGGCACAGUCACAAACCAGAUCCUUCCAAACAUUACAGAUUAAAUCUUGCAGACAUUCCAUUUGUAGCCGGAAAGAACACAGGCCCAAGUCAUGCUGUUGGUGCCAAUGUACAGCGGGUAUUUUCCCUCAUGAAGAACCACAACAUGGCACUCUGUUCUCACGCCUCGUACCCGGUCAGCACGUGCCAACAGACCAGUCCGACCUCCUCGGGUACUAGCACCCCAUCCACAGAGACCGACCUCGCUGAAAUACUCCUGCAGCUCCAAGAUGAAUUCCAUCAGAUGAGUUUUGAACAUCAAGAGUUUUCAAAGGAGAUAAGUGAAACGUCGGACCCUCGUGUGCGAGAAGACCUGGAGAGGGAGCUAGAUGCCUUAGUUUCAAGAAUGGAAGCCAAAAGUUUACAAAUUUCCAAAAUAAGAAAACAUCAAGAAAAGGUAGCAAGUAAAAAGAAGAAGAAAUCUAGGAAAAUAGAUAGUGACGAAAUUUCUACUCCACGACCAAAGUCUGCACACGCAGGAUGUAUAAGGGCCAGUCCUUCUCCUCGCUAUAAUGGAGAGGUAGAGGUUACGACUACGAUAAAACCUAGAGGGGGAGGAUCGGGUGUGGUACAGAUUAGACCAACUAGUGCCCGAGAAAUAUCUCUUAAUGUUUUAAAGGACAUGAAAAAAUUGCAAUCGACUCUUCGAAAAGACGACUUAAGUUGGAAAUAGCGUGAUAAAAUGUUACUCAAUGCCAGGAAUUUAGUUUACCAUGUAAAUUUUCAGCGACCAUAAAAGUGUUAACCAGUUUAUAAUUGCAUAUUGUUUUAUUGUGCUAUUUAAACUGAUGAUUUUAUAUUUGAAAGUUUGCAGUUGAUAGAGGCCUAUUUAAAAAACUGUGAUAUUCAAUAAUAAAAAAAGCAUUUCCAAAAUUAUUAUAGUCAAAUGUAUGUACUUAAUAUUUUGGUAUAAUAAAAAAAAGUGUAAAAGUAAAUUAUUGAUUACUUGAGAGGAACUAGUAAUGAUAUAAUGCAUUUUUUAUUGGACAUAACAUGUAUUCAUGGAGAAAAAGCUAGUUACCAAGAUUACUAUGAAUUCAUUUCGUUGGGAGAAAAAAUUUGUGCUUUUGACCUAAAGAGGCAUUUUGUUGGGUCACAUUUGUGGAUGUUCAGUGUAUCAGUUAUCAAUGAAAUAAAUGAAAUUAAAUUUUUUAUUGGGGUCUAAUAUUGUGUAUUGAUGUAACUACAAAACCUGGAAAAUUAAGUCCCCUUUGAUUAACUUUUAUACAUGUCGAAAACAAACUGUUUAUGAAUUACAUUUGACCUAUUUCAAAUUAUGGACAGGUGUUCAAUUUAAUGAUGAAUGUUGGAAGUGCUGCAAAAUUAUAUUACAUUUGAAAAUGCAUUUAACCUAUCUAUGUUUUGAAAUGAUGGCAUUCACUUUUUUCACUGACUAUUUAAUUGGUUAAACUGAAUUAUGAUUGUAUAAUAUACAUCUGAUAUUAUUUAUUUCCAGCCAUUAGUUCUGUACCACUGUUUUGAUAGUUACAUGUGUAUAGAUCUGUAUCAUUUACUUUCUGAAUGGUCCUACAUCUUUUUUCUGUUUAUAUCAUUCCUUUCAAGACUGGGAGUUUUCUUUUUAUAAGUCUGUUCUGCACAUAGAAUUUUUUAAUUGGACCACUUUAUGCCCUUGGUACCAAAUAUAUUUAAAAUUUUUGUGCCCCUCCCCCUCCCACCUUUUUAAAGAAGAGGGGGAUGGGGGAUAUUGUUUUGCUCAUUCUUGGUAUGUUUCUGAUCAAUAACUAGAGAGUGCUAUGUCAUACAGUCAAUGGUAAAAUUUGAUGGUUACUAGGUAUCAGUAGGUGAAAGGUCACCAUCAAGGUCACAAUGACCUUGAGACUAAAAAUAACUUAAUCAACAGUAGCCUGUUGCCAUCAAACAUAAAAGCAUGAGUGACUGUGGUCAGUAGAUGAUUCCAUUGUUUUUUGGGGUCAUCCCUUCAAAGGGGGUAUAAAAUACACACCCAGUUACCUCUGAAGGGCAUUUUAUUUUGGUUAUACUGUCAAAGCAUACCGAUGGUUAUAAAUUACACACCGAGUAAUCUCUGACAGGCAUUUUUUGGUUAUCCCGUCAAAGCAUACUGGAGAUUAAAAAUUACACAUCCCAUAUUUUUUGGCAAGGAUUUAGUAGUUGAAGAUGUGACUUGUUGAGGAUAGAAUUUUGUUGUCAUUUUGUUUGUCUUCAUUAUGCAUAGGAAAUUUAUGUUUGGAAACAUAUAACUCUGAAACUUUAUAUCAUCAUUGAUUUUAAUGACAAAGUAAGCAGUCAAUUUAUGUGAUGAUAAAUUCGACUUUACCAAGGAUCUGUGAUUUAAAAUUAUAGUACCUCGGAGGAAAAUAUCUUGCCAUGAAAUUACUAAUAAUUUACAGAUGGACUUAAUUUCAUUGGUAUUCCAUGUUUUUUUUAUUCGUAUCAAUAAUCGGGGCUCGAUUUACUUGUUUUUACAUGCUUGCAGUUUAAUAGGUUGCAGAGCAUAGUUACAUUUAAAUUAGAUGUGCCAGAUUUCAUUUUACCGAAACAAUCGAAUAUGCUCAUAUUACUUCCAAAUUAUUUGGAAUGGUUCUAGCAAAUUGAUCUGGCUCUAAAUUUAUUUCAGAUGGACUAAAAAACUUGUAUAUGUUGUUAUCUCGUUUUUAUUUUCUUUUAGCAUGGUGCAUUUAAGCACUUGUCUGUGAUAUGUAGUUAGAUAAAACAACUGUUUUAAUUGGCCAUUUAUACAUGUGUCCCUCAUUCUGAUUGGUUGAUUCUGUGUGUCUGUCUAUUAUGUCUAUCAUAAUGUACAUACUUUAUUUAUGCACAAAAAAAUCAUGUAAUAAUAAAUUUAUUGGAAGUAUAAUUAUGUA